Letharia columbiana is the source of this 477-nucleotide messenger RNA. RefSeq lists its product as uncharacterized. NCBI's taxonomy places the organism in Eukaryota, Fungi, Ascomycota, Lecanoromycetes, Lecanorales, Parmeliaceae. Bases 1 to 477 code for a protein of 158 amino acids. The transcript has a single exon. The record is from RefSeq and is a predicted model, not a curated record.
AUGACUUCAGAAAGAACUCUUCUCCGCAGUCCUCUUAGCUUUCCAGAGUGGGCAAGAGAGACGGGCUAUCACAACUGGUUUGCUCGAGGAACGGCCGAAAACCUUGGUGCUAUUGGAGCCUUUGUGUCAUGGGAACAGACCGUUGGGGCGGCAGAGACUGACAUCAAAGCAAGCGAAACCGCCGAGGCUAGGAAAUACCGGGAAAAUGGGCUUGUGUACCCGCGGCUAUUAGGGGAGGGUAAGCCGGAGUGGACCUCCAUUGUCUCCACGAAAACAAAGAAGGAUAUCGAUAUCUCCGCCGAGAAGACAAAGCCUGACGGUUUGAUUCUGGUAAAGGCUCUCCUUACCUACAUCAUUCCUUUUGACAAGAGCAACCUCAGAUUUACGGAAACAGAAAAAGCAACAUGGAAGGCCAGGUACUCCGUUCAAAAAUGGUGGGUUCAUUGGAGUACAGACGCCGAAGGUGGAGUCUUAUGA